Molecule: messenger RNA, 11767 nt
Organism: Epinephelus fuscoguttatus (brown-marbled grouper)
Lineage: Eukaryota; Metazoa; Chordata; Actinopteri; Perciformes; Serranidae
Gene: xirp2b
Product: xin actin binding repeat containing 2b
Exons: 9
Coding region: 314-10222 (3302 amino acids)
Biological process (GO): actin cytoskeleton organization; actin filament organization
Cellular component (GO): focal adhesion; stress fiber
Molecular function (GO): actin filament binding
Source: RefSeq, a predicted model, not a curated record
CAUAGUACUGGAGCUGGUCUCCAACACUGACUGGGAUUUGCUUUUGGCUUGGAACGACCCUGCGGGCCGGCGGUGCAGUGGCCUCUCAGUGGGAUUUUUACGUGCUGAGUUCAUAUUUUUAUAUUUUUUGUAUAUCCUCCUUACCUGCUGCUGGAUGCGCAGGUUGAACCAGGGCAGGACUUCCUGAAGAGAUAUAAACCAGAGGAACCGGAUUCACUCUGUGGACUCAGAGGUCAUCCCACUGACCAACUGUGAGGCCGUGUACCAGCCAGCUGUCUCCAAGCGAGCAGACAACACCAUCCCCAGCGGGGUCAUGGAGGAGUCGGAAGUCUGUUCCCUGCCUGGGGGACUUGCCAGUGUGAGGAAACAAUUUGAGACCCAGGAAACUGCAACAUCACACAGUGUAACCCAGUUCCAUUUCCAUCACAGAACUGUGCAGGAAAUGUCCAACUCUGAGGUGACAGUGUCAAGCAGCAGCAGCAGCAGCAGCAGGCAGGUCGUCCCAGGCAGUCAGCAGCUAAACUUCAACCAAGAAACUAUGGUGUCAUACAGCGGCAACAACUUGGCAUCAUCUUUUGAAAAUCAUCAAAAUGAAACAGAAGAGGAGUUUCCCAGGUACACAACAAAAGAGCUGAGGGAUCGCUUUGAAAAAACAAUAGAAGAGGCUGCUCCACAGAAACCAAUGAGGAUUGGACGUGAUAUCAAUCGAUCUAAGUGGUCCUCAAACGUGACACAAAACAACACUGUGACUAGUGAGGUGUAUGAAGCAUCCGCCACUGAGGCAGCAGAAGACACAUCGGCUGAAGUGAUGGAUUAUGAGGACUUUCCGCCCCCACCAGCUGAGGAUUCUGACUAUCUUCCGCCCCCGCCUCCAGACUUACUAGAAAUGCCAUCAGACAAUGAAAAUAUUCCGAUGUGCCAUUACUCACCUGAGCCGCCAGAAUCGGCAAACCCCUCCAAAUACUCACUCAACAAAGAGGCUUACUUCAAGCAGAAGGGAAUGUCUGAGCUGAGGCGUCUUUACAGGCACAUUCAUCCUGAAGUUCGUAAGAACAUAGAGAAGGAAUACUACAUUGAUUACAACGAAACUGAGAGCAACCAAGUAGAGAACCAAAAGUACACGUAUGAGGAUGAAGCCGGUAGUCCCGAUGACAUCAACGAUGAAGAAUACAUGGAAUGGGAAGAGAUUCUUCCUGGGGAGGUGCAGGCAAUGCGAUGGAUGUUUGAAAAUAAGCCACUGGACUCCAUUAGAGACGAAACUCCAGAUGAGGAGGACGAAAACAACAAAAUAACUGAGCAAGAAAUUAUUCUUGGAAAAGAUGUGAGACGCACAGCUUGGAUGUUUGAGACCAAGCCGAUGGAUGAGCUGAGUUCACACAACAUCAACUCCACCGAUUAUAAAAACAAAUUUAACAAAUUUGAUAAAGGAGAUGUCCGCGCUGCAGCAUGGUUGUUUGAAACCCAAACGAUGGAUAGUCUAAAUAAAAUGCACAAGGAGGAGGAUUUGACUAAAGAGGUUGUCUUCACAGAGGAGGAUGGAAAUGCUACCAUUUACAUGAUUGACAAUAGGUACAUGGAAAGCCUCGGCCACACUGAGACCAUUGAUGAGAGCCACCUGUUGAGUCUGAGGUCAGUGUUAGAGGAAAUUCAGGGAGAAGUAAAAACUGUUACAAGCACUUUUGAUACUCAGUUCAAAUGCAUCAUAAUGGGACAGUCAAGCCAAAUGCUGGAGAUUAAGUCUGUGCGUAAAAUUGAAAGUGAACUAGAGAACUCCAUUGCUUCACGUUGGCUUUUCGACACCCAACCCCUGGACAUGACAAACAGAGAACCUACACCUUUGAAACUUGUGUGUAGUCUUUCCAUGGAGGACAGCAAUAAGGGAGACUGGGGCAGGUGGUUGUUUGAGAUAAAGACAUUAGAUUCUCUCGAUGAGUGGGAAAGCUCAAAAAUGGAGAAGAAAGAGAUUAUUGGAGCUGAUGUGCGCAAGCACUGCUUAGUGUUUGAAACCCAGCCAAUGGAUUCUCUGAAGGAUGACUCCAAUGCAAGACCCCAGUCUAUUGAAGAAAUUAUCGGGGGCAAUGUUAGAUCUGCGAGGCACUUUUUUGAGAGCAGCCCUCGAGCAGAGAGGAAAACUGGCCCUGAGGUCGGAAAACUUCAAAAGGCUGCAGUAAAUGAAGAAAUGAAAGGGGAUGUGAGGCACCAAAAGUGGCGCUUUGAGAGUCAACCUCUAGAGCAAAUAAGAGAGGAGAAGAAAGAGGUUACUCGCACUGUGAAUGUUGAGGAAGACCUCACACAGGAGGAUGGCACAAGCUGCAGGGCAGAUGUUCGCAGGAACUGCUGGGUAUUUGAGACGCAGCCAAUGGAUACUUUAAAAGAUGAUUCAAAUAGUCAGCCCAUGACAAAAGAGGACAUUAUUGCAGGUAACGUGAGAUCAGCCAGACAUUAUUUUGAAACCCAUCCAGCUGAGGAGUUGAAAGAGCUUGCAGAGGUGGGCAAGCUGAAAAAAACAGUAGCACUUAAUGAGGAGAGGGGUGAUGUUAGACAUCAGAAAUGGCGAUUUGAAAGCCAGCCCCUGGAGGAGAUCAGACAGGAAAGGAAGGAAGUCAUCCGAACUAUCGACCUGGAAGAAAUCGAUAGAGUUGAUGUCUCAAACUACAAGCAAAUGUUUGAAAGCACAGAUAUAAACUGCAGGGAUCAAUCUCAAAAGAUUCUCAUAGAGGGAGUAACAUCUGGGUCUGUGAAAUCAAAUAAAAACCUGUUUGAGUCUACUCCGCUGUAUGCGAUGCAAGACAGCUCGGGGCACUUCCACGAGGUGAGAACAGUGCGCCGUGAAGAGGUCAUGAAAGGUGAUGUAACAACAUGCAAGUGGAUGUUUGAAACGCGACCAAUUGAUCAGUUCGAUGAAAGCAUAGAUAAAUACCAAAUUAUCAAGGGCAUAUCCAAACAAGAAAUAGAGUCUGGUGAUGUGAAAACUGCAAAGUGGUUGUUUGAAACGCAGCCUCUUGAUGCUAUUAAGUACUUCAGCAAUAUUGAAGAUGAAGAGGUUGUGCGGACAACUAGCAAUGUUGACAUGAUGAAGGGUGAUGUGAAAACCUGCAAGUGGCUAUUUGAGACAAAGCCAAUGGACGUCCUCUAUGAAAAAACUGAGCUGAAGGGUGAAAAUGAAUCUGAAGAAAUGCAAAAGGGAGAUGUCAAAACCUGCACAUGGCUUUUUGAGACACAAGCACUGGAUACUAUCCACGAUGAGACAGAGACCAUUCUGAAAACAUGCACUGUCAAUCAAGAGGACAUUAGAGGAAAGGAUGUGAGAACGGCUUGUUUUCUCUUUGAGACAGAGAAACUGGAAAACCUCACUGGGGAGGAGGCAGGCUCCUUUAAACGGGUCACCGAGAUAGACAUUGCAUCUGGAGACGUGUCGGGGAUGAAGUACAUUUUUGAGAACCAAACCAAUGAUAUCAUGACUUCAACAUCUGAGGAAGUAAUGCAAAAGCUGAAGAGAGUUCAGGCUGAGGACAUACAAAAAGGAAACGUGGUGAACUGUAGGUGGCUCUUUGAAAACCAAUCAAUAGAUACAAUACAUGAUAGCCAAGAGGAAUCUACGAGCAGCCGCACAGUGAAUGAUGUACAAGGAGGAGAUGUAGAUAAGGGCCGUUUCAUUUUUGAGACCUACUCCUUAGAUGAAAUUCAGGAGACAGAUGCAGAGCUGAGGAGGAUGCAAAAAAUUGUCCGUGAUGAAGAUGAGAAGGGCGAUGUGAGAAAUUACACCAUGAUGUUUGAAAAUCAGCCCCUCUACGCCAUUCAGGACAGAGAGGGCCUUUACCACGAGGUCACCACUGUCACAAGCGAAGAAGUAACGCGAGGAGAUGUCGUUGGGACCCGGUGGAAGUUUGAAACCAAGCCCCUUGAUGCUAUCAGGGAUACAGAUGAGGUUUACAUCAUUAAAUCUGUCACGCAACAGGAUGUGCAAAAAGGAGACGUCACCUCUGCUAAGUGGAAAUUUGAGACACAGCCUCUCGACAGUAUUGCCGACGAAAAUAAGGUUUUCAUGAGAACUGUGGAUGAUAUUCAGGGUGGCAAUGUGAGAAUGAACAAAGAUCGCUUUGAGUCUGACGCCCUCUCGCAGGAAUCUGUAAGAACAGUUAAUGUGAGUGAAAUACAAAAAGGCGACGUGAGGACUGCAAAAUGGAGAUUUGAAACCCAGUCCACUGACAAAAUAAGAAGCAUGAGCUCUGAAAAUCUGAUUGAAACAGUUAAAAAAGAGGAGGUGUCAAAGGGAGAUGUUAAACAUUCAGUCUGGCUCUUUGAGAAAAAUCCUCUUGACCACAUUAAAGAGAUAGAUGAGGACGAAGGUAAAGCCAUUACCUCACAGGAGGAGAUUUUGAAAGCGGAUGUAAAGACAACAACGUGGCUCUUUGAAACAACACCAUUUGACGAGUUUAAUGAGACAAAAAUGGAGAAGACUGAAAUCCUUGGCAAGAGCGUCAAGGGAACUCUUGAGGAACUUUACAGUCAGAAAAUGGUGAAGUCACAGGGAAUACUCAUUGAAGCUGAUGAAAUAGGCGACGUUAGGAUGGCAAAAUACCAGCUAAUGAAUAAGCAGGCUCCGGAAAUUCAACGAGAGGAUGUCAUCAGGGGAGAUUUGCAGACUAUUAUGAUGAACCUCCUGAACAGACAGGAAAGACAGGAGAGACAGAUAGUUAUAGACUCAGAAGAGAAGGGUAAUAUCACUUCUACGGUGCAUCAGCUAUUCAACCAGGAGAGAGACAGCAGUGUUGAAAAGGAGGAAAUAUUACGAGGUGACAUUCAGGAAGCUAUAAACAAUCUUUUCAAUGAGAGCGGCUCAGCAAAACAUGGAAUACUCAUCCAGGAGGAUGAGAAAGGAGAUGUGCAGAUGACAUUAUAUUCCCUUCUCAAUAAACAAGAGGAUGUUAAUGUUGAAAAAGAGGAUAUUGUAAGAGGGGAUAUAAAGAGUGCUCUUCAAAAACUGUCCAGCUCAGACAACACAGAUCAGUCAGUGAAGAUAAGGGUAGAUGAGACCGAAAAAGGAAAUGUCAACUUUUACUCCACAUGUAUCGAAUCUGGGGCUCUCGACUAUCUUAAACAGCUCCAUGUAGAGCCUGAUGAGACUCUGUCUGACAGAGCAGAAAAAGAGAUGAUCGUGGGAGGUGACAUCAAGGGCACUAAGCUCAUCCUCAGCCGUAAUCAAACACAAAUUGAGCGCACAGUGGAGGAUGUUUUACCUGGUGAUGUUCACAACACAGUAAAAGUGUUCAUGUCACAGCCAACCCUCUCACUGGAAGGAGUCCAGAAGGAGGAGAUAGUCAAAGGCGAUUUAAGAGCUGCUUUGAGUUCAUUGUCUGAAUCAGCAAACCAGAGGGUUGUUGUAGAAAAAGAGGAAGUGGUGAAAGGCAACAUACCAAAAGCCCUGCGGUGCCUGGAGAAGGCUCAAAAGCGGUACAAGGAGGUGGAGAAGCCAGAUAUCAUACCGGGAAAUAUCAAAGGGGCUCUGAGGUCUCUUGAGAAAUCAUCGACAUCCAGAGUUGAAGCAGUUAUGGAGGAUUUAGUUCCUGGAGAUGUGAGGGCCACACUGAAAUCUCUGGAGCUGGCAAAGCAAGCGGUGAAGGAAGUUGAAAAAGAAGAAAUUGUGAGGGGCGAUAUUCGCACAGCGAUGCAAAGUCUGCACGAUGCCUCCAGCGAGAGGAGGACAGCUCCACAGGGAGUAGAUGUUCAGGGAGACGUCAGAGGAACGAUUCAGCUUUUAAUGGAGCCUCCGCCCUCACCGAGGAUGGAAAGGAGCCCAAGCCUGGAGCGUGACGUAAAGGGUGAUGUGAAGAUGUCAAUUAAGUCAUUAUAUGAGACGCAGGAGCAAUCCCAGCUGGAGAAAGAGGAAGUGAUAAAGGGCGAUGUUAAAGGCACUAUUAAAUCACUGAUGGAGACAGCACAGCGCCAAGCUCCCAAAGUCAGACUUGGAUCAUACAGGAGAGUUCGAGUCAAGCAGAGCCCUCCAGUUAAAAAUCUAAAGGCUGAUCCACAGAGGAACAUACAAAAGAUAAAAACUGCUAAUUCAGUUGAAACAUCCAAAGAAAAUCACUCCAUCUCUAAUAAUACUGAAAUUGUUAGAACAGAGUCAAGUUCUGUGGUGCAGUCUGCUCAGCAAUCAAAAACUGUGGUGGAGCAUAAAACAAUUACCCAACACCACGGCAUCAAAACAGUCAAGACAGAGUUUCGUAAUCUAAAGUCGAAGGGAAAGGGAAUGAUAAAACUAGACAAAACCAAAGUAAAGACUGAUGAUUACGUCCUAAAGCAGCAAGAGCCUGAGCUGCCUCUCCCACCUCCACCAGUGGCAGACACUGACCUUCCUCCUCCUCCUCCACCUCCCUCUGUUGAUUCUGACAUUGAUCACCUUCCGCCUCCACCACCACCACUCACCAGUGAGCAGGACUUCCUCCCACCUCCUCCAUCUCAACAAGAACUGGAGAGCAUGCCAGCACCGGCAAUUCAUCCUUCACCAGCCAAAGCAAAAAAGAUGACGGUCAAAAAAGUGAAAGCUCCCGUUCUACAUCCCGUCCCGAAGCUGGAGCCUAAAGUGGAAUUCAGUAAAACGCAACAGGUGGAGGUUACAUCGGAGAAAGUGGUAGAAAUUGGCCAUAACCAAUCACAAACAACAACACACUCAUCAAAAAUGAUUUCAUAUGAAAUCCCUCCACCACCUGAGUCACCAAAACCACUGAAGAAGGUUUACAUCUCUCCUGUGAAAUUCACCCCUCCUCCCUCCCCUCCACCUUCCAUUAGAGGAAAAAUGAGUAAAUUCAACACUCCAUUAAUACAAGCAGAAGGAAAGUUCCGGAAGCUGAGGGAGGACAACACCCCCCCAACUACUCCAACACCCACUUUCAUACAUGACUCAGUUACCGCCGCUCUUGAAAUGCUUUCCACCAGCAAUACUGAGCAGCCAAAUAAAAACACAUCAGCAAUCACAAAGGAGAGCGCUGAAAAGAUGGCAUUGAGUGUUCAUUCAGACUCAUCUAAGCAAGUCUCAGAUUCCACUCAGAGCAAUGCCAUUGCUAGCCAUAACAAAAUCCUCACUGAUUCAACAGUAAUAUCUGCCAAACAGCAAGUUGUCUCUAAUGAGACUUCUAAAGUUGUCUCCAUUCAAAAGACUUCAUCUGUCUCAGCUGUUAAACAACAGAUGCAUACACAGAAAACUGUUUCUGUUUCCUCCAAGCAGUCUGCUCAGUCUGUCAUCUCUGACAAAGUCCAGACGUCAACCACUGAUGUCGCAAAAACUGAAAACACUAAAGAAUCUAAAAAUCAGAAAACAAAGGCCCCCAACAAGUCUGAAGAUAAAAACAAAGAUGAAAUGCACCCUGAUGAAAUCCAUACAGAGGAGAAUGUUAAAUCAAGCAAAUCACAGCUGGAGAAAAUAGACAAAAACGUAAAAGAGUCCAGAUCACCACAGCGUGAUAACAAGAAGAAAACCGAUCAUUCUCCCACCAAGAACCAAGACAAGGUUUCCGAUCAGCAAAUGCAAGCAGAAAAGACGGCUACCAAUACAAAUGGAAAAGCUGGCAAAGUAAACCAAAAGGUGAAAAAGAACAACAAGCAAGAAAAGCAUGUAGAGACGAGAACAGCCAGUGAGAGUGAGAAACAGAGUGUUGCACAAGAAGGCUUUAAGGUGGAAGUGAAGAAAGCUACUGAGGUGAAAGUGAUCAGUGAAACGAAAGAAGUAAAGACAGAGUUAAAGCAGGGGAUUAAGAAAGUUACUUCCUCUCCUGCUGCUGCCUCCGCGCCUGCUGUUACUGUUAGCAUAACUGACAGCCAACCAGAAACUCCAGCUCCAGCAAAGAAGAAAAAGAAGUCCAAAAAAUCUAAAGGGGGUGCCCAACCAGGUCAAGGUAAAGAGAUUUCCACAGAAUCAAAGUCAGACAUUGUUGAAACCAAAACAGCAGCUCCUGGAAAAACAAACCAAGCUCAGGAAACAAUUGCAGUUUCCCAAAUUCAUAAAAAUAUAAAAGAAGAGCAGAUUCAAGUCAACAGAGAAGUCAUUACCACAGAAAGGAAAGACGAUCAGAAUUCCCAGCAACAAAAAGCAGUUCAAAAGCAAGCGAAGGGAUCUCAAAAGAAGAAAGGAGUGACAGAUAUUCAGCAGAGCGCAGAGGAACUAUCAGAAGAAAGAAGGGAUGUCCCAAUUACAGUGACAGGCGAGUCAGAACAAAAUGAACGGGUAAAGUCCACAGUGGGGAGAACAGAGGAAUCUCAGAGGCGAGAGGUCCAAGUGUUAAUCUCUCACAUCACAGAGAUACAAGGAGUUUCAGAGAAGGCUGAUUCUAAGUCUGUGAAGACUCUGCUCAAUACAGUUCCAGAUUGGCUCAUGAGUUCGGAAAGAAAAAGUGAACUGGAGGGAUCUGUGGUGGAAAGUGAUGCUCAAAAAAGUGAAGAAAUUCUUUCCUCUGUGAGGAAACUUGCAGAGGCAAAGCUAAUGCAUCUAGAGGAUAACGAGACACUGGAGAAGCACGAGAGUGAGCCUGUUUCUGAGAAAUCUGCUUCUGGUGGGGCAUCGCCAAGAAUAUCUAAGAUCAGUAUUGGUUCUGCUAAAGUUGAGAACCAAACAAAGAAAAAGAUGUCACAUGAAAGACAGAAAGAAGAAGCAAGUCAGAGCAAGUCUGUAGACCUUCGCGCUCCCUCGCCAUUACUGAAGAUGCGUUCUCCCUCACCGACGUUUAUCACCAUCGAAUCCACACGAAGAACUGACUCACCCCAAAGAGUUACUCCGUCGCCUACCCUUCUGCACAGGCCACCCACACCUCCUACACCACCGCCACGCAGGUGUGACACCCCAACAUCACGUCUCACUAGAAUCACACCCUCUCCGACUUUCGACAGAGCGGAAAAUUUGGCUCGGCUCAAAGACACAACAGCCAAACUGUCACGUGGCGUCACCCCACCACCGCUACUCCCCCAACAAAUCUCAGAGAGGAAAUCAGAGAUUGUGGAAUCACCUCCAUCAUUUCAUCGGCAAAUCAAAAUCGAGUCCCAACUGGUGGAGACUUCAGGGACGUCAACAGAAAAGCUCAAACAGAGUUUAUCCGGCGAGGCUCAGCGGGCCGGUGUAAUUCCUGCUCAUGUAGAAGAAGAUCAAGCUAAUAUUUCAGAGGGUUUGAAUGCAAAUGAAACACAAAGUAAAUCUGACUCCCACAUGCCAUUGUGUCAAAAUGACCCAGAUCUUAUUGAUGCUUCGGAUAUUUCAGAGCGAUCAUCUGCAUCUGUCAAGGAAAAGAGAGAGUUUUUCGAAGAGGCUCAAAAGGCUGAAAUUAAUAAGACCUAUGUGCGAAAGGAGCCCAUUGCUAUCCCUGAGCGACUGGGCCCAGAUAUGGAGGAGUGUGAGACAGAAAAUAAGAACAAAGAAAAGGAAGAGCUUCCCAGGGCAGACUUGUGUAGUCUUGUAAACAAAUUUGAAUCACCAGAAGAGAAAGUAUAUAUCAGAAAGGAGCUAAUCCCACUCACAGAGUGGCUUAACAAUAAAGCUGAAAGCACAGAUUGUGACAAAAAGAAGGCAGACAUCCUGGAACAGGAAAUGCCAACUUUUGACAUCCAGGCUAUUAAAAAUGUUUUUGAACUGGAUGAGCAAAGUUUCUCAUUCACAGAGGAGAAAAAGGAUCAGGAGGAGACUGUGUCAAGCCUGAGUGAAACAACAGCAGACACUUCAAAGCGGGAAAGUCCUCAAGAGACAAAGAGAGGCUCACGGCAGAGCACCCCCCUCCCUCUCCAGAAAAAUGAGGUAGAAACUGUGCCAGCAGAACCAUCAGGCUUCUCUGAAACCAAAUCAAUCACAGAACAUUUCUCAAAUGUUGACGAGUUUGGUAACAAGGUCACCGGAACAAGGACAGCUGUCACUGAGCACUCUGAGAGUUCGUCAAUCCAACGGGUUCCUUUCUCCUACGCUGAUGCAGUCAAAAGAAAAACUGCAGCAGGGAAGCAAACAGAAACCUACGAUGACGAUGCUGAGAAGUUGCUGAGUAAUUUUCAUAAAACAUGGACAGAGAGUGAAUCCGUUUUCAAAAGCCUGGGCUACACCAUAUCUGAGGAGACGACAUCACAAGUCAUGUCACAUCAGACGAUUGUCUCAACUGGUUCGAGUUCCGAAGUCGGAGCUCUGCGCAGUAUGUCGGAGGAGAGCUUAUCCGAUGGAUGCACUGAUAGUGGACAAAAAAAAGUACCAUAAAUCCUGUUUCUACUGUGAGCACUGCAGAAAUAAAUUGAGCCUAGGAAAUUACGUCUCUCUCCAUGGACACUUCUACUGUCUACACCAUUACAAACAACUCCUCAAGUCCAAAGGGAGCUACGAUAAUGGACUUGGGCAGAAACCCACAGGAAGUGGUGGACCUAUCCCCUCAGAUGAGAAACUUGAAUGGAGAUAUUCUAUGAGCAGCAUAAGUUCAGUUGACAAAACGCACGGCGGUGAAAGCGAAACGACAAAAACGUGCAAUGAAAUCAAACCGCACUGCAACAAAAUAUCUGUAGUUUGGCCCCCACAGGCCGAUCCCCCGAAGAAAGCCUUUAAAAUAGAAGAAGACAUUCAGCUCACUAAACCGCAGUGGCCCCCUCCUGACAACUCCCCCAAGUCUCCCAAACAACAACACAGAAAGGCUGUUCCCAGAAGUGUCCUUUGAAAUAAAAUCACCCAACUACACUGUUUAGUCAAAUAAACCCAAAGAAGAAGCACAAGAGAAUGAAUGGUACAAUAACAUGCUAUGAAAGAACUGUCCUGGUGGUACAAUUAAGGAUGUGUUUGGUUGAAGGUCGUGCAGCAAUGUGAUUUAGAAAAGGAACAUGAAAAGUGAAGAUGUGAAAGGAAUCUGUACAUACUUGUAAAUGGGGCGUGAAUAGAAAAGCAGGUUGUAAGUGGAAUAGUAAGUGCUAGAGAGAUAGAUGUGAAGAAAGUGUGGAACGUAGACACGAAGCAGUGUGAAAGAACAGGCUUAUCUCGUGUAAUUUUUCAUUCGUUGUAUUUUAUCUUUAUCUGAUGUAACAUUUAGUAUUCGACACAACAGGAUCGAAUCAGCUUUAACUGCUGUAACAAUUGCCUUGUACUUAGACGAGUUGAACUGGCGAGAAACAGCAUCAGGGCAGAUUUAACAAAAUGAGUUUUGAUGUUGAUUUCAAUCUACAUUUCUGGGCAGAUUUAAGUCAGAGAUUUAGUCACUUUUAAAUCAGCUGAAUGUCUAAACCUUACAAUUCCCAAUGCUCUUGAAAGUAGCUCAGUAAAAAAAUCCAUGAGAGACAUUUUCCAAUAUAAUUCGGCCCAGUUUCUUUUUUCCAAUCUUUUGUUUCAUUCUUAAAAUAAUUGGUUUAUUGUACAAUUCAUUUCAUUCUAUUGCUUCUGUAUUUAUGGAAAUAGACUCAGUCUGUGUUCACUCUGUUGUAUCAUUCUGUCAGCUCUUUUAUUUUUCAACAUAUCAACAUUUUUGCAUUUGCCUCUUUUUUUAGCACCUGGUGUGCCGACUACGAAAAGCAUCUUGGAAUUAUUUUAUUUAUAAUAUUGAAAGUAUAUAAUAUAAACAAGUGAAUUGGUGAUAAUCAUGUUUGUUUUGGACAUUUGUAUCCUAUUUUGAACGACAAAUAUUUUGCAAUGGAGAAUUUUAUUUUUUAGAUUAGACGGUUAUGCCUUGCUUUGUACAAGAAAAUUCCUGAUUCUGUCAUGCUGUCAGGCUGGUUCACUAACUUUAUUGCUGAUCUAAGGGCAAUAAAAUAUUGAAUUUAAUUGUUC